UUUUCACCGAGUAUGCGUGAGAACUCGAAAAGUUUUGAGAGAUCCACUUGCAUUGCUGUCUCAUUCUCGUUCUGACCAUCUAAAUGAACUCAGACCAAGGUUCCCUUCUUCUCAAAAAACAGCUUGCAGACCUCACGAAGAACCCGUCAGAGGGAUUUUCUGCUGGCCUUAUAGAUGACGAGAAUCUGUUCAAAUGGGAAGUAUUGGUGGUAGGACCCCCUGAUACUUUCUACGAGGGAGGUCUGUUCAAGGCACAUUUGUAUUUUCCUAAAGAAUAUCCACAAAAACCGCCAAAAAUGAGAUUUAUAUCAGAAUUCUGGCACCCAAAUGUUCACAAGGAUGGUGAAGUUUGCAUUUCUAUUCUUCAUGAACCUGGUGAAGACAAGUAUGGCUAUGAGAGGGCAUCAGAACGUUGGCUUCCAGUCCAUACUGUUGAAACAAUCUUGAUAAGUGUUAUUUCCAUGAUUUCAGAGCCUAAUGAUGAAUCUCCUGCAAAUGUAGAUGCUGCAAAAGAUUGGAGGGAAGAUUAUAAUGGAGUUUUCAAAAAGAAAGUGAAACUGUGUGUACGGAAAAGUCAAGAAGAAUGUUGACUUUUGAAGAGUUUUUAGUAUGUUAUCGCUUCUGGAGACAACUCAAAAAUAGAUUAGUUAUUCCAAUAUUAUCUGUUAAAGUACAAGUUAGCAGUACUUUAACAUUACCAGGGUUUUAAAUGGCCACAUAUCUACAAGCACUCUUGCAAGCUCAUUAUUGCUGUUAAAAAAAUUGAAAAAUAUCUUGAAUUUGAUAAGAAAUUUAUGAUAAGGCAUUAAGUUUGUAACUCUCCUGUAAAUUUAUUUACCAUGGGGUGUGGAUCAGAGGUUAUGCAGUAUUAAUGUUUGCAUGUACAUUGUAUCUGUUGCAUGUUGAUAUACAUUUUUUCCUGCUCAUUGUAUAUUCAUUGUCAUGAAGAGGCCAGAACAUGUAGCACACCAGCUUGGGACUUGUUUACAGCAUAUCAUGAUGCAAACAAGUGAUCCAUAUUCACACCUCCAGACCUAUAGUAACAAGAUGGUGAAGCUACAUGAAUAAAUAACCCCUAAAAUCUUGUAUUGAUCUAAAUUUAAACAAUAUAAUGUUAACUGUGGAAUAUAAUGACAUGGGAAGGCUUGAUUCCAUUCUGCGUCAUGUUCACUAUUUCAUAUUUAUUUUGUUUUUGCAAGAUCAACCUGGCUUUAUGUUUAGAAGGAUAGAAAUUGUGGGGAUAUAUUGAAAUUAGAUUGAAGCCAAAAAUCAAGCAAAAAUUUAGGACACUGUUAACAAAAAGAACCUUGACACCAAUGACAUCUACUACUUGGUGCCCCCUUUUUUACAAUCUGUAAAAUAACCUUUUUCAAAUGUUAAUAUAAUGAUCCACAACACAGUUCUUGCAAUAAACAAAGAAUAGUAGGGCAACUUAACUUAAACUCUUAAACAUAAUAUUGAUUUGUUAGCCACUUCUAACAAAAACUUGUAGCCCUUUUGACUUUUCCUACAAGUGAUCUGACUAUUGCAAAGAUAUUAUAUUACAAAAUUUGAUUAACUUGAAUUCAGUUUCAGAAUAAUACUACAAUGUAAUUAAAAAUAAGUGUUUUUUUUGUAAGGUUGAUAUGUAUAUUUUAAAUGAAGCUUUAUUGUUGUCGUACAAAUCCAAGUACUUAGUUAUUUACAAGUUUUGUCUGUGCUGUUGUGAUUAUUAUUAUUUUUGAAUCUGUGGCUGGUUUUCCAUAGUGAUAGCUCAGCUCAGCUCACAUUUUCUUAUUUCAUAUCAUUUUUUUUUAUUCAAUUUGUUUUUGGUAUACCAUAUAAAUGACUUUUUUCUGCAAGUUUGAUGCAUUGCUUAAACUUUCCAGUGAAGUAAAAACUCUUGAGACAGCUUUGCAAAAA
Messenger RNA from Stylophora pistillata, 1902 nucleotides. RefSeq names its product ubiquitin-conjugating enzyme E2 G1. The record is from RefSeq and is a predicted model, not a curated record. Lineage: Eukaryota; Metazoa; Cnidaria; Anthozoa; Scleractinia; Pocilloporidae.